Messenger RNA from Echinops telfairi (small Madagascar hedgehog), 4617 nucleotides. It is a transcript of the gene SGSM1, whose product is annotated as small G protein signaling modulator 1. Gene Ontology annotation, molecular function: GTPase activator activity. The record is from RefSeq and is a predicted model, not a curated record. Gene Ontology annotation, biological process: activation of GTPase activity. Bases 1 to 3279 code for a protein of 1092 amino acids. The transcript is spliced from 24 exons. Lineage: Eukaryota; Metazoa; Chordata; Mammalia; Afrosoricida; Tenrecidae.
AUGGCAGCUAACAACAGGCUGGGAUGCCCCUCUCCCACCUUCUCUGUCUUGCAGGUAAAGCAGAUCAUGGAAGAGGCCGUCACGCGAAAGUUUGUCCAUGAAGACAGCAGCCACACCAUCUCCUUCUGUGCGGCCGUGGAGGCGUGCAUUCUGCAUGGGCUGCGGCGGCGGGCAGCCGGCUUCCUGCGGAGCAACAAGAUUGCAGCUCUCUUCAUGAAGGUGGGCAAGAGCUUCCCACCGGCCGAGGAGCUCAGCCGCAAGGUCCAGGACCUGGAGCAGCUCAUGGAGAGCACGCGGAGUCAGAUCCAAGGCCUCCAGGACACCGCGCGGAAGCUGCCCAAGCUGCCCAGCCUGUCCCCUCUCGCCAUCAAGCACCUGUGGAUCCGCACGGCCCUGUUUGAGAAGGUCCUGGACAAGAUUGUGCACUACCUGGUGGAAAACAGCAGCAAAUACUAUGAGAAGGAUGCUCUUCUGAUGGACCCGGUGGACGGCCCCAUCCUUGCGUCUUUGUUGGUGGGGCCCUGUGCCCUGGAGUACACCAAGAUGAAGACUGCAGACCACUUCUGGACUGACCCCUCAGCCGACGAGCUGGUCCAGAGACACCGCAUCCACAGCUCUCACCUGCGCCAGGACUCACCCACCAAACGGCCCGCCCUCUGCAUCCAGAAGAGGCAUUCGAGUGGCAGCAUGGAUGACAGGCCGUCUCUCUCAGCCCGAGACUACGUGGAGUCCUUGCAUCAGAACUCCCGUGCCACCCUGCUCUACGGCAAGAACAAUGUUCUAGUUCAGCCGAGGGAUGACAUGGAGGCUGUGCCGGGGUACCUGUCCCUGCACCAGACAGCGGAUACUAUGACCUUGAAGUGGACACCCAACCAGCUGAUGAAUGGGUCUGUGGGGGACCUGGACUAUGAAAAGAGCGUCUACUGGGACUACGCCAUGACCAUCCACUUGGAGGAGAUUGUCUAUCUCCACUGCCACCAGCAAGUGGACAGCGGCGGGACAGUGGUGUUGGUCAGCCAGGAUGGGGUCCAGCGGCCGCCAUUCCGCUUCCCCAGGGGCGGGCACCUCCUGCAGUUCCUCUCAUGUCUGGAGAACGGGCUGCUCCCCCAUGGGCAGCUGGACCCCCCACUCUGGUCCCAGCGGGGGAAGGGAAAAGUCUUCCCCAAACUGCGCAAGCGAGGCCCCCAGGGCUCGGCCGAGUCCACAUCAUCGUCAGACAAGGAGGAUGACGAGGCCACGGACUACGUGUUCAGGAUCAUCUAUCCCGGCAUGCAGUCUGAGUUCGUCCCGCAGGACCUGAUGGACGUCUCCGUGAACAACCUGCCCUCACUAUGGCAACCCAGCCCUCGGAAGUCUUCCUGCUCCUCCUGUUGCCAGAGUGGCUUGGCUGAUGGAGGCUCCAAUGGCUGUAACCAUGAGCGAGCUCCCUUGAAGCUCCUCUGUGACAACAUGAAGUACCAGAUCCUCUCCAGAGCCUUCUAUGGAUGGCUGGCCUACUGCAGACACCUGUCUACCGUCAGGACCCACUUGUCCGCCCUGGUCAACCACAGGAUUGUGUCCCCCAACUUGCCCUGCGACGCUGGACAUGGGCUGACGGCAGGAAUCUGGGAGCAAUACCUGAAGGACAGCACAAGCUACGAGGAACAGGAGCUGCUCCGCCUGGUGUACUUCGGAGGCGUCCAGCCCGAGAUCCGAAAGGCCGUGUGGCCCUUCCUCCUGGAACACUACCAGUUUGGGAUGUCGGCCACGGAGAGGAAGGAGGUGGAUGAGCAGGUCCAUGCUUGCUAUGCGCAAACCAUGUCAGAGUGGCUGGGCUGUGAGGCCAUCGUGCGGCAGAGAGAGCGGGAGUCCCAUGCAGCUGCCCUGGCCAAGUGCUCGUCGGGGGCCAGCCUGGACAGCCACUUGCAUGGGAUGCUUCACCGAGACUCCACCGUCAGCAACGAGUCCUCCCAGAGCUGUAGUUCCGGCCGCCAGAAUGUCCGUCUACAGAGUGACUCCAGCAGUAGCACACAGGUGUUUGAGUCUGUGGAUGAGGUGGAACAGGUGGAGGUGGAAGGCAGGUUGGAGGAGAAGCCAACCAAGAUCCCGAAUGGGAGCCUGGUGAACGGCAGGUGCUCCCCUGACUCCGGCCACCCCUCCUCCCACAACUUCUCCUCUGGCCUCUCGGAGCACUCGGAACCCAGCCUGAGCACGGAGGACAGCAUCAUGGAUGCCCAGCGGAAUGCCCCUGCAGCGCUCCGGCCCGGGGACAGCAGCAUGGACAAUGAACAGAGCAGCGAGGCCACCACCUCCCGUGACGAGGUCUCCCGGGAGGCGCUGGCCGUGCAGGACAGCCUGGACUGCGACCUUUUGGCCAACGAGAGCAUGGACGAGUUCAUGUCCAUUACUGGUAGCAUGGACGUGGCCUUGCCUGACAGGGAGGCCAUGGAGAUGGAGGGCUGGGAGCGCAGUGAGGCCCAGCAGUGCAGCCAGGCGGAGGACAGUGAGGACAACCUCUCUGAGGAGCCUGGCAUGGAGAACCUCUUCCCGGCCCUGGCCUCACUGGCCGUGGUCCCGUCAGCCACCCACGAGACGUCCCCUGUGUCAUCCAGCGGUGUCACCUACUCUCCGGAGCUCCUGGACAUGUACACUGUGAACCUACAUCGUAUCGAGAAGGACGUGCAACGGUGUGACCGAAACUACGGGUACUUCACGCCGGCCAACCUGGAGAAGCUGCGCAACAUCAUGUGCAGCUACAUCUGGCAGCACAUUGAAAUUGGCUAUGUCCAGGGCAUGUGUGACCUUCUGGCUCCACUGCUGGUCAUCCUGGAUGAUGAGGCUCUUGCCUUCAGCUGUUUCUCAGAGCUAAUGAAGAGAAUGAACCAGAACUUCCCCCAUGGAGGUGCCAUGGAUACACAUUUUGCCAACAUGAGGUCACUGAUCCAGAUCCUGGACUCGGAGCUCUUUGAGCUGAUGCACCAGAACGGGGACUACACCCACUUCUACUUCUGCUACCGCUGGUUCCUGCUUGACUUCAAGCGAGAACUCAUCUACGAUGACGUCUUCUCCGUUUGGGAGACCAUCUGGGCAGCCAAACACGUCUCAUCUGCCCACUACGUCCUGUUUAUUGCGCUGGCUCUGGUGGAGGUCUACCGAGACAUCAUCUUGGAGAACAACAUGGAUUUCACUGACAUCAUCAAGUUCUUUAAUGAAAUGGCCGAGCGACACAACACCAAACAAGUUCUGAAGCUGGCCCGAGACCUGGUGUACAAGGUGCAGACUCUGAUUGAGAACAAGUAGAGGACACCUUGCCUGGCAGGCUCCGUUCUGUGUCCACCCGCCUGCGCUCUGCUUGGUCUCAUGCUGUCUGGAGGCCAAGGUCCUGGCAUCUCGCUGCUCACCAUGGACUUCCGGGCAACGAGAAGCUUCCCUGUCUUUGGCCUUUGGGCAGGUGGGAGGGGAGACCGGUGUUUGUCCCUUCAGUUCAGCCUUAUAUUCUCCUGUUUGACCAAAGAUCGCCUAGCCUGGGACUUUUCCCUGGCGGGAGUUGAAGAUUGGUGGUGGGUAAGGAAGGCAACUUCCUCCUGUUCUCCAGAGAGGCCUCCCCUUCUCUCUGCCACCGCUCAGGGUGAUCUGUCAGAGGCACCUUGGGGGGCAAGGUCAUUUUGGAAAAUGGCUGUGGAAGAGGUCUAGGAGAGCACAUUGCUACUACAUAUGGGGCCUUCUGGGAUGUUCUGGGAACAUUUUUGAGAAUUUUCCAGAAUGUUGCUAGAAUGCUCUAGAAUGUUUGCUAGAAUGUUCCAGGAAUGUUUAGGAGAAUAUUCUAGAAGGGUUUUGAGAAGGUUCCAGAACGUGGCUGGCUAGAAUGUUUGGAGUGCUGAUAUACUGCCAUGAUAAUCAGACAUGUCUCCAGACGUUUCCAGAUGGUCCCUGGGGCCACGAUCACCCUGAGUUGAAAGCCACUGGCUCAGAGGAGAGGCACCAAUGUCUUUCCUUUCCCACUUUCUGUGUUCUUGAGCCACGCAGUGCCCCAGGGCGCCCCCACACGAGCCUCACAGGGAGCCCCUCACACUUCUUUCUUGGGGUCCUGGAUCCCAAUUCUGUGUAUCUCAUUUUGCCUCCUCUGCCUGCGGGCCGGGGGGAGGGACGGGACCAGGAGAUGCUUUAUUUUGCCUUCUUUUGAAGAAAACUGGUCACGCUUAAGAAGUUUCUGGAGGUGUGAGCUAGUCCAAGCUCCCGCAGGCCCUGCCUGCUACCUGCUUCCCACCACCUACACCUCUGUGUCUCUGCUUCCGCAGACCCAGAGGCCUGACUGGGUGUAUUGGUGAAAGCCAUUUGUUCAGUUGGGGGGAGGGGGGAGGCAGGAUGUUUUCUCAGUGCCCUGCUAACUCAGGACCAAGAAGGCAGAGGUUAGGCUGGGGGAAGCAGUGUGGGGAGUGUUCUUCUUGAAAAGCAUCUCCUGCUGUCGCUGGUUGGGGCCAGGGGAUGGCUAGGUCUCAGCACAGCCCCCUCCACAUCUCACACACAGGCUCAGCGAUCCCUGAACAGACCAGAGAUUAUCGAGUGAAUCCUCUCCUCCAAUUCCAGGCUUCUGGUCAGCGCUUGUAUCUGGAGAGCCCACAAAGAAUUGGGGGACAC